This is a messenger RNA of Schistocerca americana (American grasshopper), 5500 nucleotides long. It is a transcript of the gene mahj, whose product is annotated as DDB1- and CUL4-associated factor 1. The record is from RefSeq and is a predicted model, not a curated record. Gene Ontology annotation, biological process: protein ubiquitination. Lineage: Eukaryota; Metazoa; Arthropoda; Insecta; Orthoptera; Acrididae. Bases 386 to 4999 code for a protein of 1537 amino acids. The transcript is spliced from 30 exons. Gene Ontology annotation, cellular component: Cul4-RING E3 ubiquitin ligase complex; nucleus. Gene Ontology annotation, molecular function: protein binding.
AACGUGCGAAAAUGAAUUAAAUGAUUACUAUAGCUAUUAUAAAGUUAAUACCUAUGAGAAGCUUUACAAUAACAGCACUUUCAAAUUUCAAAAACUGCCCGGAAGGUUGCAAUUUACCUAGUUAUAUUUUCGUGGUGCAAUAUACACAUACGAAUUGCGCUUAGCAAUUGUUUUUGCCGCUCACAACGUGAUGUAUCGUGUAGUCUAGCGGUGGUGUUGGUUUUGAGAAUACAAGUGAUGUUACAACUUUUGGAAAUGCUUGUCAGUUAGUAAAUUAUCAAGUUUGAUGGACUACUACAAAAACUGAUAAAAAUUUGUUGCCUUAUAAUGUGAUACUCUGAUUGCAAACAUUAAGGGAAUAAUUGCGUAAUCUAUAAAGAGAAGGAUGGAGUCCACUACAGAUAUAAGUGAAAUAAUGUACUGUUUGCGUUCAUGGGAAGAGGAACACCAGAAUUCUUUGUACGAUCCAGUCCCAGUUCUUACGAGGAUUGCAGAGAUAAUAGAGGUAGAAACUGAUAACUACAUGAAGAUGGAUCCAGAUCCAUUUGAUGAAAGACAUCCAAUCAGGGCUGAUCCAGACUGUGCACUUGGUCACAUUUUGAAGGUUCUAUUUCGCAAAGAAAAUUUUAUGAAUAAGUUGGUGAAUGACUAUUUACGUGAUAAUUAUUACCCACGAAUGCCAAACUCAUCGAAAGAUUCAAGGAAACUCAAUAUUGCAGCAUGCCGGCUAAUGUUGGACAUUAUGCCUGGCCUGGACACUGCUGUUGUAUUUCAGCUGCCUGAAAUGGAGGCUACAAUCCUGAGGCUUUUUACUUGGGCAGAAAAAGCUGUAGAACCAUUACAAAGCUAUGCUAUAGGUUUACUUGCCUCAUCAAUGGAAGUACAGGAUAUUGCAGCAAACUUCAGAGAACAAAAUGCAAAACUUGUGCCACUUAUGCUCAAAGAACUUCAUAAAUUACAAAGCAGAGCUGCUGAAGAGCGCAGUCAAGGUGGGCCUUUGACAAGACCUUUUGCACAUCUUGGCCCUACAGUAGAUUUUGACACUGAAAUGAGAAGAGUGCCUGCACGCAGCAGACGGAAAAGAGGGAAUGAUAGUAAGGAAAAUGGAGACAAGUCCGGGUCUGAGCCACAAAACCACGUAUCUCCCUUGCAAAGCCCACCACAUCCCGUGGAGAAUAUGGAUACAUUUUGUGGAGACCGCCUGAAUGGUGUAGCUACAGAUCUCUUGAAAAGAGUUGACAGAAAGCGAUCUAGCGACUCAGAUGAUGAUUCUUCUGAAUUAUCACAUAAACAGUUAGUCAACAAUCAGGAGUGUGGUGAAAACAGCGUCAUGUCUCCACCUCUAACUACACCUGCCAGAUCAGCAAGUACAACAAACACUCCAGCCAAUACAUCAGCCAGUGAACACAGUAAUUCAUCAUGGGCUGAAAUGGAAAGCUAUGUCAUUGGUAAUAUGCAGAUGUACCCACCAACAUUAUCCACAAGACAAAUUUUAAUCCUGCGAUAUCUAACCCCUAUGGGUGAAUAUCAAGAGUUCCUUGGUCAUGUUUUUGAACACAAUGCCCUGGAGUUAGUACUCAAGUACACAAAUGUGAGAGAGACUAAGGAUUCCAGAUUGGCAUUUGAAGCACUAAAAUACCUGGCAGCUUUGCUGUGCCAUAAAAAGUUUUCUAUCGAAUUCAUUAACAUGAGAGGCUUGCAGGCUUUGUUAGAAGUUCCUCGGCCCAGUGUCGCAGCAACUGGAGUUUCUAUAUGUCUAUACUACUUAGCCUAUUGUGAAGAUGCCAUGGAGAGAGUAUGUCAGUUACCACAUCAUCUUAUAUCAGAAUUAGUUCGGUACUCGUUGUGGUUGCUCGAGUGUUCUCAUGAUUCAGGAAGAUGUCAUGCAACAAUGUUUUUUGGGCUAUCAUUUCAGUUUCGGGUAAUUCUCAUGGAAUUUGAUGCACAAGAUGGUCUCCGUAAAUUGUAUAACUUGAUCAGUACUCAACCUAUCUUGUCUGUAGAGGAAGAAACAACACUAAAUGAAGAUGAAGAGAAUUCAGCAAGACAAAUUGUGAGGCAUGUUUGUGUUGCUUUAAAGCGUUACUUAGAGGCUCACUUAUGUAUAAAAGCUGAAAGCGUGCGAAGAAAUCAGCUCAGGGAAUCUGGAGGACAAAUGGAACUUGGACAGCUCCCAGCAAAGUUGAAGACAAACCCUGAAGAAGUUAAAGAGCAAGUACAGCUAUUAUUUGAAAACAUGCCUUUUCGGGCACAUUGGGAACCUGUUGAAGAGCUGAUCCGUUUGGGAGGAAUAACAUUACUGCUGCAAAUUAUUGCAUUUGCAUAUGAAUGGAAUUCAUCUGGUGGCAGAGCAGCAUCAGGUACUGCUGAAAUGGUCCGUAGUGCUCUUGAUUCACUGGCUAUAUGCAGUGUCAUGCCACGAGUACAGGUGAUGUUAGGAGACCGUGUUGACCUACCAGAUGACACAAUAACUGUUGGAACAAAUAUAAUUCUUGGAGCUGCUGAAGGUGAAAUAGUUGUUGAUGCAGAGGUGCAGAAAGCUGCUCUGAAGCUUAUUGUGAAUUGUGUAUGUGCUCCCAUCCAUAGGGUUGGUGGUAAUAUUGCCAGAUAUUCAGUGUCUGGUUCAGGGAAAAAGAAGACAAAUUACAGAACCAGUGAAGAACUUAUUGCCAAAGUGUGGGAAAGUGUUCGAUCAAAUAAUGGAAUCAUGGUCUUGUUACAGUUAAUGAUGGUAAAAACACCAAUAACGGAUGCUGACUCUAUUCGUGCACUAGCCUGUCAGGCUCUAGCAGGACUGGCAAGAAGUGAGACAGUCCGGCAAAUAGUUGGAAAACUCCCUCUUUUUACAAACGGACAGUUGCAGUUAUUGAUGCGAGAUCCAAUUCUUCAAGAUAAACGUCAAGAACAUUUUAUUUUCCAGAAAUAUGCUCUUGAGUUAAUGGAAAGAGUUUCAGGCAAAGCAAAGCCCUCUGGUACAGAGCUUGAGAUUUCCCUCGCUAAUAUGCAUAGGGCAAGUGUAGUCGCACAGACUCGAAUCCAGUAUAAUGACAAACAGCUGUAUCAACUCAUACAUCAGCAUUUACUAUCAAGAGGCCUGACUGACUCAGCUGCAAUACUACAUAGAGAAGCAAAUCUCCCAGGAGCCCCCUUAAAAAUUGGCCCUUCAUCAAACUUUCCUCCCAAUCCAUACAGAGUAUGUUCUACACCGCCGGGACCCUUGAGGCCAAGGCUUUCCAGCUUUUCUCCAGGCGUCUCUGUCUCUCAUCACCGUUCACAAAGUACACCUACUAGUGCAGCAUCUUCAAGUAAAUCUUCUAUUCCACCGUGCCAAAAUUCAUUGGUUACACAGCCCAUCAAACUUAAUUUAGCUAGUACAAGGAAAAGUGACAAAAGUGAACUGGGAAACAUUGUUAAUACAAGUACACCUAACACCACUCGAUCUUUGCAGAAGCAAAUAUCUUAUGAGCAGAGUGCUGUUGUGGCAGCAAAUCAGCUCCUGAAAAACAAUUCCGGUACACUCCCAGAGCCAAGCAUUACUCUGGAUUCCAUCAUCACAGAGUAUCUGACCAACCAGCAUGCUCUUUGUAAAAACCCAAUGGUUCCUUGUCCUCAGUUUAAUUUGUUUGUACCUCACAAAUGUCCAGACCCUAAAGCAAAAAAUAGUGCACCAACAAACUUCACGUCACGUGUGUUGAGGCGGACAUUGGGCAUUGGCUGUUUGGAGAACACGAGGCUUGAUAAAAGACUUGCACAUAGUCGUUUUUGUCCUGUGAGAACCUUCAGAAUGGGUGAUGAAGAUGGCUACUUCACUUGCUGUGCAUUUUGUCCAACAGAACAAUUUGUAUUGGUGGGAACACAUCAUGGUGAGGUCCAAAUGUAUAAUCUUCACACUGGAGUGGAGGAGAUCACAUUCCAGGUUCAUGAGUCAUAUGUAUCACACAUGCAGUUCAACAAAGAAGGAUCUCUCCUCCUUACAUCUUCUCAGUGGCAGAGGCCUUUGUCAGCAGUAUGGAACGUCAAAAAGUUUUUUGAUAAAAAAUUUGCUCUUCCAGAAGAAGAUUAUGUUGAAUUCAGCAAGUUUGUUCAAGACCGUAUAAUUGGCACAAGAAACCAUAUUGCAACAAUAUAUGAUGUUGCAACAGGCAAAAAAAUUCAGACGCUAACUCCACAAAUAUCGAACCAGUAUACAAAAAACAAAGCAACAUUUAGUCCGACAGAUGAACUAGUACUUUCAGAUGGUGUACUGUGGGAUGUUACAUCGGGCAAAGAAAUACAUAAGUUUGACAAACUCAAUCAAAAUUUAAGUGGUGUAUUCCAUCCCAAUGGAUUAGAGGUAGUCUGUAAUACAGAAGUCUGGGAUCUUCGAACAUUUCAUUUAUUACGAACUGUCUCUGUUCUCGAUCAGUGUGAAAUUAAUUUCACAAGAGAUGGCAGUAUAAUAUAUACUCGCCUGCUUGAACAAGAGACAGAAGAUGACUUGCCAUAUGAUUCAUCGUUUAAAACUCUUGAUGCAUUUGACUAUUCGUGUAUAGCAACAAUUGAUGUAAAGAAGAAUGUGUAUGACUUAGCCUGCAACAAAAGUGGAACCCAGAUCGCAAUUGUUGAAAACCAAGGUGUCCUAGACUCCGUGGAGGAGUCAUUUGUAAGAGUGUAUGAUGUGGGCCGAAGAAGAGAUGAUGAAGAUGAAGCUGCAAAUGUGGAGGAAGAAGAGGAGGAAGAUGAGUUAGAUGGCAGUGACGAUGGCUCGGCAUCACAGUCAGGUUCUGAUGAUGAGCAGCAGGAUGGAAAUGGAGGUGCAGCAGGAGGUGGUGGGGGCAAUGGAGGGGGUGGUGGUGGCGCAGCACCAGCAGGGGGGGCAGGUGAGAACAAUGGAAAUGAUGGUGACAACGGAAAUGAGAACAAUGCUGAGGGUGGAGCAAGUGAUUCAGAUGACGAACUAAUCCUCACACUUUCAGAUAGUCCAGAUACUGAUGACCUUGACGAAAUAUGGUUCCCGUGAUGAUUGUGUAUAAAAAUACUUAUUUUUUAGUGAAAUGAAAUUUCAAUGCAAUUUGUGAAUAAAGUGCCCUAAACGAUCGUGGAUUGAAUAUGACAAGUGAAGACUGGUUGGAAUGACUUUUUGUAACACAUUGUGUUGUGAAAUGCAGUGAUACAGCAAAAAGUUGUCUGUGGAUUACUUUAGAAAUUAUGUUGGACAGGUCUGGGAUAUGAGAGUAUUCAAGACGUAUUAAAUGUUACUGACAUGUAAAAAUUGAGAUUUUUGUGACCAUUAAGGUCUUAUUUUAGACAUUUCCAGUACAGCUAGAACCAUAAAACCAGAACUGUACAUAAGACAAUGAUCAUGUUCCUGUAUUUAGGAAUGUUGUACUGAAUCUACAAUGUAAAAAUGUGGCAUGCUAUAUCAUGCCUUCAGGUGUGAAAUGAUGCCAUUUGUGUUUGAUUGUAAUGCCCAUUUGUAAUACAUUUUAUUUCAAAUAUUAUAUUUAUGUUUUUCAUACAA